This is a messenger RNA of Procambarus clarkii (red swamp crayfish), 1613 nucleotides long. RefSeq names its product nucleoside diphosphate kinase homolog 7 (gene nmdyn-D7). The record is from RefSeq and is a predicted model, not a curated record. Gene Ontology annotation, molecular function: nucleoside diphosphate kinase activity; ATP binding. Gene Ontology annotation, biological process: UTP biosynthetic process; CTP biosynthetic process; GTP biosynthetic process. Lineage: Eukaryota; Metazoa; Arthropoda; Malacostraca; Decapoda; Cambaridae. Gene Ontology annotation, cellular component: centrosome.
GUCCAUUUUAUGUGUACGAAGCAUCGAAGUGGCGAUGUACGAACUGACGAUAAGCCGUCAAGACGCCCUGUCACCUUUACCGUCCCGGUCAAGUGUUAUAUCAUGUUACUGCAAUGGGUAACAAGAUAUUCAUCCUUGCACUAGUGGUCGCUCUAGCUGCGACCCUAAUUAAUAUCCAUCUGAAGAAGAAGGGGGAGGCAAGGUACAUAUUCCAUGCUGAAUGGUAUGAUCCAGUCUCGGCAACUGUCAAAAAGUUCCAGUUGAGUUUCUUUCCAAGAGAUAAAUCGGUAGAAAUGUACGAUCUUCGGGCACAACGACUAUUCUUAAAACGGCUCCCAGUUGAAGGUGUGGAGGAGAGAGACUUAUACCUGGGCAAUACUAUUGUCGUUCUUUCUCGGCAAUUGAAGCUCAUUGAUUAUGCAGAUGCAACCACACGUGAACAAAUCGGUUCCAGAAGACAGAGAACGUUUGCAAUGGUGAAACCUGAUGCUGUGCAUAGGCUGGGGGAAGUCGUAGAUGUCAUUCAAAGCCAUAACUUUGAAAUUAGUCAAAUGAAAAUGGUUCAGCUUGACAAGAGUCAGGCAGCCGCUUUCUAUCGAGAACAUGAAGGUCGGCCAUUCUUCACGCCUCUUUUGGACUAUAUCACAAGUGGUCCAGUUGUUGCAAUGGAGCUGAUAACAACAGAUGCUGUCAAAAGAUGGCGGGAGUUGUUGGGACCCACUGAUGCCGAGGCAGCAAGACAAGAUGCACCAGAAACAGUUCGAGCAAGAUUUGGCCAAGACAAGCAAUCAAAUGCGGCACAUGGCUCUGAUUCAGAUAUAUCGGCAACAAGGGAAAUUGAGUUCUUCUUUCCUUCAACAAGAGUGAGCGAUGUGAUGGUGCCUCAGACCACUGCCAGCUUUGCAAAUAGCACUUGCUGCAUCAUUAAACCUCAUGCUAUUGCUAAUGGUAACAUGGGAGACAUCAUGAAGGCAAUAAAAGACGAAGGAUUUGAAAUAUCUGCGCUCCAGAUGUUCCGUAUGGAUAAAGUUCAAGCUGAGGAGUUUCUAGAGGUGUACAAAGGAGUUGUUCCUGAGUAUCCUGGAAUGAUACAGCAGCUUGUAUCGGGCCCAUCACUGGCUAUGGAAAUAACAAGUAUACAUGGAGCUGACACUCCAACCAAGUUCAGAGAAUUUGUUGGACCAUCUGAUCCCGUUGUGGCCAGAGAAUUGCGACCCCAUAGUUUGAGAGCGCGGUUUGGAGAGGACAAAGUAAAGAAUGCAGUGCACUGUUCAGACCUACCAGAGGACGGCCCACUUGAGGUUGAAUAUUUUUUCAAGAUUCUUCAGUGACCGGCCUAUUUUUGUGUUGUAAAUUUUGUAUUAAAAUGAUAAUUUAUUUAUCGUUAGUUUUGGCAUUUUGGUAUAUGAACUUCCUUAAAAUUUGUCCGAGGCUGUGUUACAACAUAACUGUAAGCUCUUAUGUUUUUUAUAUUUUAUUUACAUAUUGAAAUGAGAUUCUUGUCUUAUAAAAGAAUUUUUCUUUUCCCAUCUGCCAGUAUUCCUCUUUCUUGAGAAACAAGAUUUGUGUGUUGUUAUUGUGGAAUAAAUUAGCUCUUGCUUCUACAUGACCAA